This is a messenger RNA of Cicer arietinum (chickpea), 3247 nucleotides long. RefSeq names its product auxin response factor 5 (gene ARF11). NCBI's taxonomy places the organism in Eukaryota, Viridiplantae, Streptophyta, Magnoliopsida, Fabales, Fabaceae. The record is from RefSeq and is a predicted model, not a curated record. Gene Ontology annotation, cellular component: nucleus. Gene Ontology annotation, biological process: response to hormone; regulation of DNA-templated transcription. Gene Ontology annotation, molecular function: DNA binding.
UAGUAGCAUGCACACUGCUUCUUCUUGUUUGAAGGAAACACAAUUUUUUUUUUUUUUGCAUUGGUGAUUGUGCCUUGAGAAUUGAAAAAGAAAGAAACAGUUUCAUAGUUUGUGAUGUGAUUAUGAGUUGAGUGGUUUCACUCAAAGGUUGUUUUCUUUUCAACAAGAAAAAAAUAAAAAAUAAAAAAUAAUAUACAUUUCUUCUUCCACUCAUUAUUCUUAGACUUAGAAGAAACACAAGUUCUUAGGAAUAGAAUGGUUUCCUUAGAAGAAAAGGUUAAAAGUGUUGGUGUUGGAGUUGGAGUUGGAGGAGGAGGACUUGUUGCUGAAAUGAAAUUGCUUAAAGAAAUGCAGGAACAUUGUGGGGUUAGAAAGACUUUAAAUUCAGAAUUAUGGCAUGCUUGUGCAGGACCUCUUGUGUCUUUGCCUCAAGUGGGGGGUCUUGUGUAUUACUUCCCUCAAGGACAUAGUGAACAGGUGGCAGCUUCUACUAGAAGAACAGCAACCUCACAGAUUCCAAACUACCCAAAUCUUCCAUCUCAGUUGUUGUGUCAAGUUCAAAAUGUUACACUGCAUGCUGACAAGGAGACAGAUGAAAUCUAUGCACAAAUGACUCUCCAACCAUUGAAUUCGGAAAAAGAAGUGUUUCCUAUAUCUGAGUUUGGACUAAAGCAAAGUAAGCAUCCCACUGAGUUUUUCUGCAAAACGUUGACUGCAAGUGACACAAGCACACACGGCGGCUUUUCUGUUCCACGAAGGGCGGCAGAAAAGCUAUUUCCUCCGUUGGAUUACACAAUUCAACCUCCAACUCAAGAACUUGUUGUUCGAGAUUUGCAUGAUAACACCUGGACAUUUCGACAUAUAUACCGAGGUCAGCCAAAGAGACACCUUCUCACAACAGGAUGGAGUUUGUUUGUGGGAUCGAAAAGGCUUAAAGCAGGCGAUUCUGUUCUUUUUAUCAGGGAUGAGAAAUCGCAAUUGCGAGUUGGUGUAAGGCGUGCUAACCGUCAACAGACAACGCUGCCUUCGUCGGUACUUUCAGCUGACAGUAUGCACAUUGGUGUGCUAGCCGCUGCAGCUCAUGCUGCUGCUAAUCGAAGUCCAUUCACGAUUUUCUACAAUCCAAGGGCAUGUCCUUCAGAUUUUGUUAUUCCACUAGCCAAGUAUAGAAAAUCUGUUUAUGGGACUCAACUCUCAGUUGGCAUGAGAUUUGGUAUGAUGUUUGAGACCGAGGAAUCGGGUAAGCGCAGAUUCAUGGGUACAAUUGUCGGUAUCAGUGAUGUGGAUCCUUUGAGGUGGCCGGGUUCUAAGUGGCGAAAUAUUCAGGUGGAGUGGGAUGAGCCAGGAUGUGGCGACAAGCAAAAUAGAGUUAGCGUAUGGGAGAUCGAGACUCCAGAAAGCCUUUUUAUCUUUCCUUCUUUGACUUCGAGCCUAAAAAGGCCAUUACAAACCGGAUUUUUGGAAAAUGAGUGGGGAAAUUUGUUGAGGAGACCUUUUAUUAAAGUACCUGAAAGUCAAACAAUGGAUCUUUCAAACUCGAUGCCGAAUCUCUACCAAGAACAAAUGAUGAAGAUGCUUUAUAAACCUCAAGUUAUCAACAACAAUGGAGCCUUUUUACCUACCAUGCAACAAGAAUAUGCUCCUAUAAGACUUCCCUUGCAAGAAAUGAAGUCCACACAGCUAAUAGAGAAUCCGAAAUUUCAUCUCGCGAAUACAGAGAGCAUACCGAUAAAAAGUCAACAUUCUCAAUCUAUCCCUGACCAAACUAAUACCUUUAACAUGCAUUCAUUGUUGAAAAGUGAUCAACCUGAAAAAUUGCAUCAUCCGGCCAAAAUGGAUAAUCAUUUGCCUUCUGGAACCGUUACUGAUAAGCCUAAAUUAGAAUCUGAGGUCUUACCUGAUAAUAUGUUUGACCUACCUUCUUUGGAAGGCUGCAACGUUGAUAAAGUGGCUGCACCGAAUCUUGUUAACUCUCAAAGCCUAACAAACCAAUUUCCAUAUCAUAAUCAAAACCAAAAUCCACUACUCAAUCAAUCUAGUAGUGCAUGGCCUAUGCAGCAACCUCAGUUAGAAUCAUCAAUAUCACAUCCUCAAAUGGUCGACAUGGUCCAACCCGAUUCUUCUAUUGUAAACAGCAUGCUCCCUCAGCUAGACAUCGAUGAAUGGAUGAUGUAUCCUCAAGUAGCGAAUCCCUCUAUGCCUUCAAUGAACCAAGAUGUGUGGGAUCAUUAUGUCAAGAAUUUCAAGUAUUUAUCUCAGCCAGAUCAGUUAACAACAUCUAGCAUCAUUCAGCAAGAAGUGUAUGGAUUCAAUGAUAUAUCUAGUUCAAACAACUUGAGGGAUCUUUCAUCCGAAAGCAAUAACCAAAGUGAAAUAUGUGUCAAUGUGGAUGGGAGUAAUAGUGUGAGUACCGCCAUAGUUGAUCCUUCUACUUCAAGCACUAUUUUCGACGACUUUUGCACAAUGAAGAAUAAAGAGUUUCAACAUCCUCAAGAUUGCAUGGUUGGCAACUUAAGUUCUAGUCAGGACGGUCAGUCUCAGAUAACCUCCGCGAGUCUAGCUGAGUCGCACGCCUUUUCGCUCCGAGACAACUCGGGUGGUACAUCUUCAAGUCAUAUUGAUUUUGAUGAAAGUAGCUUUCUUCAGAAUAAUAAUAACUCAUGGAAGCAAGUAGCUGCACCGAUCCGAACCUACACAAAAGUGCAAAAAGCAGGUUCUGUUGGAAGAUCAAUUGAUGUAACUACUUUCAAGAACUAUGAAGAGUUGAUCUGCGCAAUCGAAUGCAUGUUUGGAUUGGACGGUCUGCUGAAUGAUACGAAAGGUUCAGGAUGGAAAUUAGUAUAUGUAGAUUAUGAGAGUGAUGUUCUACUUGUUGGUGAUGAUCCUUGGGAGGAAUUUGUAGGGUGUGUGAGGUGUAUCAGAAUAUUAUCACCUUCAGAAGUUCAACAGAUGAGUGAAGAAGGAAUGAAGCUUCUAAACAGUGGAGCAUUGCAAGGAAUCAAUGUUUGAAGAAUACCAUAAUGUUUUGAUAUUAGUAUUUUCUUGUAACCUUCUUGGUCAUAACUGUUUUUAAUUUCCAUGCAAUAUUCCUAAAGACAUUUGUUGACAAAUGAUCUUGUAAUGUAUGAACUAAAAGGACACUCAUUUGGUAGGUAUGGACCAAAGUAACACUCAUCAUAGGUUACAUACCUUAACUUAUAAUGUAAUCUUGCAAACAAGUAGAAAUAUUAUGCUUUAUGUUUUAGUA